UAGAAGCACGGAGAGCAGCAUCCAGAAGCAAAACAAAAUAAGAUCAUUGUUUUAAGUGUUUUGUAGUUUAAUAAAAAAAAAAGAGUUAGUCAUUGCCAACACAGAUGGAUAAAAGUACCGCAAAGGCCAAGCGUCGGCAGGACAAGUGCCACAAAAAACGACCGCCAGUAAAAGCAAGCGAAGCACCUCAAAAAAGUACCAAGAGUACGGUCAGUACGUCGGAACCACUCGUCAUAUAUGACGACCGCUACUCAAAGCGUCCAAUCGAGUCAAAUUGGUCCGUCCACCGAGAAAUAUCCUCUGAGUCAGAGUCGGAGGACGAUCAAGCUAGGGCUGCAGACUUUGAGGAAUUACUUCGAUUGCCACACUCUAUCAGUGGCCAUUUCUUUCUCAGUACCGAAAAGCACUGGUUGAAGGAAGCAUCCGAAUCUCCCAUAAGUACGGGAAAUCGUUUUAAAAUUGAUACAAAACACUUGAACGCUAGCCUCGCUACGAUACCGUUUCACGAAAGAAACGAAUAUCACACCGAAAUAUUCGUGGAUUCUGAAAUUAUUUCUAUGAAAUUAAAAGCCGAACUUGAAACUAAAAAAUACCAGAAUUUGUGCGCAAAGCUAGAGUCCAGCAAAAAGAUGUCCUAUUCGGGAAAAACACCUCCAGUAAAAAGCCCUGCGAAAAGCAACGCAUUGCCGUUGAACCUUUCCUCAAAAAAUGAUGCUCCCGUGUCGACACCGUCGCCACCACCGCAACAGCCAGUUCCUUGCUUGAUUGGACCGAUGGCAUUACCUCCGGAGUUACGGAGUAAUCCCCACGUAACGGGGAGCUACACUUCGAUACCGUUGGAAGCUACAGCAGAUGUCGGCCAGGAUGAGAUGAAAAAAGAUAACGAAAUUAACUCGCCAAAGGCGACUAAGGCCGAACAGACUAAAUCUGCGGUUGAAAACAAUUCCAGCACUGCCAAGGAGGAGACAAAGGAAGCUAUUCAACAGUGGCUCGAUGAUAUACUUGACAUGUGAUUAUACGCGAAGCGCUUGUUUGCCUUUCUUAAGUGUUGGAAACAAUGUGGAUCUUUUUUUGAAUAAA
Sabethes cyaneus is the source of this 1080-nucleotide messenger RNA. RefSeq lists its product as uncharacterized. The transcript has 2 exons. The coding region runs from base 105 to 1013 and encodes 302 amino acids. NCBI's taxonomy places the organism in Eukaryota, Metazoa, Arthropoda, Insecta, Diptera, Culicidae. The record is from RefSeq and is a predicted model, not a curated record. Gene Ontology annotation, biological process: negative regulation of G2/M transition of mitotic cell cycle.